This is a messenger RNA of Zygotorulaspora mrakii, 2541 nucleotides long. It is a transcript of the gene PUF4, whose product is annotated as Puf4p. Bases 1 to 2541 code for a protein of 846 amino acids. Gene Ontology annotation, cellular component: cytoplasm. NCBI's taxonomy places the organism in Eukaryota, Fungi, Ascomycota, Saccharomycetes, Saccharomycetales, Saccharomycetaceae. The transcript has a single exon. Gene Ontology annotation, biological process: post-transcriptional regulation of gene expression. The record is from RefSeq and is a predicted model, not a curated record. Gene Ontology annotation, molecular function: mRNA binding.
AUGUCUGUUGAUCCGAAUACAAAGGAGGAAUACUCAGGUGUGGAUCCACUUGUCUCAGAGACACUCGAUUCCGCACUGGAGCAAUUACAUUUGGAUGAUUUAGGAGAAGAUACUGCAUCAACUAUUCCACAGGAGUUAAAAGUCCCAAAUGUCGAUGAUGCCUAUUCGUAUAACACUGGUAUUGUUCCAUCUCAUAUGUUCCCACAUCCUCAAAUGAUUGGAAUGGGGUUCAUCCCAUUCCAGCAGAUGAUUCAUGUCCCUCAGCAAAAUGGAUUUUUCCCACCUCCUGAAUUCGGUAAUACAGGUCCUCCUAUGGGCACCAAUGCUCCGGAUGCAAUCAUAUUCAAUAAUUCUACUGACGGUUCUGUAUUCAGUUCUGGAAACCCUGUCACACAACCUGAAACGACUAAUUUCAGGGCAGCUUUAAUAAACGAUAAAACGGCACCAGCGCCAACCGGCUCUAAUGACCCGUUGUGGUAUGCCUCUAAUCCACGAGUACAAACAAUGGUCGAUCCUGUAGCUGCUUCCUCUGCGAUUGAAGAUUCAGCUUUUCUGGAUGACAGGUUCCCUCCAAGAGCUCCUGGCGGUGCGAUUAGAAGGCAAACGUUCCAUGCCAUUUCAACAAAUGAUCUGAUUAAUACAGCUGCGGCCUCAGCAGUCGCUGAACCAGACUCAACAACUCUAAGGAUACCUGAAUCUACCAGAGCAUCCCCCUCAAUUCGAUCAGAGAAGUUUCCUUCUUCAAUACCAACAAACUCAACAGCACAAACUGCAGCAGUCAGGACACAAUCCACGUCUUUAGAAGGAUCCGACGGUCAGCAGUUAUUUGGCAAAAAAGAGGAUAGUAUUGACGGUUCUAGGUCAACAGAGAUUGGAAAAGGAAAGGAACCCACUUAUGCUGCAGCCUAUCCAUAUGGCGGUCCCUUAUUGCACCCUAAUCCUGUUCUAGCAGGGCAUAGUCCACCAGUCUCUCAACCUGCGUAUGGGAUUCCGUCACCGUUUCAUGGAGCUUAUGGUUUUGCUUCGCAUUUCCAGUUUUCACCUGUGAUUGGGAAUCCAAAUUCUCAGGUACCUGUGUCUAAUUCUCCCAACGCCCAUAGUUUAACUCAGAUCCCGGUUUUGGCAGAUGCUGCCAUGACCCCGACAGUGAACUCUCAUCCAAACGCUAAAAAUGUAUCCUCGCCGCCAGAAGAUCAAUCAAACAUUUAUUCACCGCAUCAAGCUAUCCAUCAACAGGGUGGAAAACCACCACCAUGGUUGUAUGGAAGCCAUCCAUUCGGUAUGGCACAUCCCCAUUCGAUUCCUCAAGGUCAUCCACAUAUGAUGCAUCCUAGCAGCGUACAUGCUCUCAAUAAUCAUACUAACCAGAUGAAUGGUCGUGGAGGCUCACAUAAUGGAGGAAACAGAGGUGGAAGAACUGGUUAUAGUGGAAACUCAAAGAAUAAGCAUAACAAAAACUCUCACUUCUACCAUAAUGGCAGUUUUUCCGGCGAGAAACACAGGAAAAAUGAGGACGCUUCACGCUACGCAGAUGCAAAUUUACAGGAUUUCGUUGGUAGUAUCUACUCAUUGUGCAAAGACCAACACGGUUGCCGCUUCUUGCAGAAACAACUCGAUCUACUUGGCUCGGAGGCCGCUGAUCUAAUUUUCACUGAGACAAGAGAUUAUACUGUUGAAUUGAUGACCGAUUCUUUUGGAAAUUAUCUUGUUCAAAAGUUAUUAGAAAGAGUGAAUCUUGAACAAAGGAUAACACUGACCAGAAUUGCCGCUCCACAUUUCCUAUAUAUCGCUACUAAUCCACAUGGAACAAGAGCUCUGCAAAAACUGGUUGAAAGUAUUGAGACCUCAGAAGAAGCCAAAAUAAUUAUAGACUCGCUAAAGGACUCGAUUGUUCAAUUAAGUAAAGAUCUGAAUGGAAAUCACAUUGUUCAAAAAUGCUUACAAAAGCUAAAACCGGAAAACUUGCAGUUCAUAUUUGAUGCCGUAUGCAACAAUUGCAUCAAUGUCGCUACACAUAGGCACGGCUGCUGCGUUUUGCAACGCUGUUUAGAUCACGGUUCAUAUGAACAACGACAAGCUUUAUGCAUGGAGCUCCUGGCUCAUGUCAACGUGCUCACUUUGGAUCCCUUCGGAAACUAUGUUGUCCAAUACAUCAUUACGAAGGAGUCUGAAGAUAAGACUUACAAAUUUACUGAUCGAAUAGUUGAUAUAUUAACCCCAAAAUUAUGCCAACUGUCUUUACAUAAAUUUGGUUCAAAUGUUAUUGAAAAGAUAUUACGGACACCAGAGGUUUCCGAUUCUGUCAUUUCAAGUUUCUUAAAGAAUAAUGGUGAAACUGAAGUACAGGCCUUGUUGAAUGACUGCUAUGGUAAUUACGUUCUACAAACCAUGCUUGAUAUGUCUAGAGAUAAUAGUAGGGUGAAUUAUGAAAGAUUGCUUGAAGUUGUACGACCACUAAUUGUGGGGCCAGUAAGAAAUACGCCUCACGGUAGAAGAAUAGUCAGCAUACUGCAAUUAGAUCAAUCUGCUACUAAUGUGUAA